CUAUCCCUCCCUCUGCCUCCCGCUCCUUCCCUCCGCCCCACCUCUCCCUCGGCGGCUCGAUCGUCAGUGUUGACAUCGACACCAACAGAGCAACACUACGCUUGUGCUGUGUUCUUCUACAGUGAAGGUGCUUGGUAUUUCCUCCCGGCUACUAUGGCAGAUACUAAUAUUGUGAUUUUAUCUGCGGUGCGGACUCCCAUUGGGAAAUUUUGUGGUGGCUUAGGAGAUAUGAAGGCUUCAGACCUUGGAAGUAUAGUCAUAAAGGAAGCAUUGGACAGGGCAAACAUUCCACCAAAAGAUGUAUCAGAAGUAAUUUUAGGACAGGUCCUAACAGCAGGACAAGGACAGAAUCCAGCAAGACAAGCUGCUGUAGGAGCAGAUCUGCCUUAUGAAGUACCAGCAUCUCUAGUAAAUAUGCUUUGUGGUUCAGGAUUGAAAUCUGUUGCUUUAGGGUAUCAGGCCAUAAAACUAGGUGAAGCAGAUGUGGUUGUUUGUGGUGGUCAGGAGAGUAUGACCCAGGCCCAUCAUGCUGUGAAACUGCGUCAGAAAACUAUGGGGAAUAUUGAUAUGGUCGAUACUAUGCUGGUUGAUGGGCUUGUUGAUGCCUUCCACAACUAUCAUAUGGGAAUCACUGCGGAGAAUGUAGCAAAGCGUUGGAAUGUUUCAAGAGAUGAACAAGACAGAUUUGCUGUUUUUAGUCAACAAAAGACAGCUAAUGCUCAGAAAGAUCAAUGUUUCAAGGAAGAACUUGUCCCUGUUUUGAACUUGAAAGUGCCUCUUCAAGCAGAUGAAUUUCCUAGAAAUGAUACAUCUUUAGAAGGGUUAAGAAAAUUGAAACCAUGUUUUCUGAAAGAUGGGACUGGCACUGUAACUGCUGGUAAUGCAUCAGGGUUGAAUGAUGGUGCAGCAGCACUAGUUUUAACAACCGAAAAAGAAGCUAAAGCCAGGGAACUGAAGCCACUAGCUAGGAUUAUGGCUUGGGCUCAGACAGGAGUUGACCCAGCCGUUAUGGGAAUUGGACCUGUGUCUGCUGUAAAAAAAGUGCUUAGUAAAGUUGGCUGGUCAGUAGAAGAUGUUGAUUUGUGGGAGUUGAAUGAAGCAUUUGCAGCACAAAGUUUGGCAGUUUUGAGAGAACUUGGUCUUGAUAAGGACAAAGUUAAUGUAAAUGGUGGGGCUAUUGCCCUUGGGCAUCCAAUUGGUGCAUCCGGUGCAAGAAUUCUGGUGACUUUACUGCAUGCACUGAAGCGGCUUGAGAAGAAACGUGGUGUUGCUGCUCUCUGUGUUGGGGGCGGCAUGGGAAUUGCUCUUUGCGUAGAGCGAUCUUAAGUCACUGUGCAUGAUAUUUUACAUUUAUUGUUGAGUGGAUUAAAUAUUUUAAAGGUUGUUAUAGGUAUUGUUGAUUAGAUAGAUUUAUUUAAUAUGGCAUGAUUUAAGGAUACUAAAUUUUAAUAUUUUCUCUUUUGAAAUUUUAAUAUUUUUAUUUUGAUCCUGUUUAGUUUAUUAGCUCAAAUUAGUGCCUUUAUUAGGAAAUGGUUACUAGGUUAUUUACGAGUUUCAUUCCUUUGGUUAGUAAGAUAAUUUUAAAGAAUAAUAUAAACAGAAAAAUGUAUAUUUUUGUAGGAUAUGAUGCCUUACAUGCAUUUUUGUGAAUGCAUUUGUGAUAUGUAUAUCUGCAGAGUCAUCUGCUUUUACAUUAAUAUAGUGCUUAAAAGGCUGUUCAUAGUCCACUAUAUAUAGGUUUUAAGUAUUAGGUGUUGUUUAUUUGAUAUUCUUUAUUUUAGAAAGAUGGUAUUGUUUGAUUAAUGACAAAUUUGAUUCACAAAUUCAUUAUAAGAGAGGACUGAAGCUUUAAUGGAUGUUUUGCAAGGGAUAUGAUUAAGACCCAGUCAGUUUUGAUAAUAAUUUAACAGAUAUGGUGCAUAGUAAAAGAUGUUUUAUCUCAUAGAAAUUGCUUUGUAGCUGAAACUGUUAGCAAGUUAGUGAAAAAAAUAUGAUAGAAGAUUAAUAUAUAACACAUCCCUAUGUAGAUUCUCUUUUAGUAGAAUAAUGUACAUUUAUAAGAACAAAAAUCAAUAAUCAUUUUGCUUUGAUGCAUAAUGCAGUGGAUAUGAGAAGCACAAAAUGUUUAUAUAUGUCUUAUAUGUACCAUUUGUGAAUUGUAGAUGUAAAUCUUUAUAUCCAUUUUGUUCAGAUCUGAAUAUGUUAUUUCAAGUAGGUGAUCAAUUUUAAUUCUUAGUUCUACCAGUUUUCCAUUUAUUUUAUCAUGAUUGUUAUCAAUUUGCUACUAUUGCAGUAAAGGCAUUAUUGCUUUGUCAGGUAAAUGAUGUUUAGUUGUACAAAUUAUUUCUCAUUAUGCCAUGAUAACAGUUUUGGUAAUAAUGAUUCUUAUUUUGUUAUGUGGACUGGAGAUCUGUCUUCCACUUCAUAAGCAAGCGUUUGGUGAUCUGAUUUUGUGUGUUAUUGAUUCAAUAGUAUGAUUUUCAAUGUUUUACAGGAUAUUUACUAUUUAGAUAUUUAGAAGUCUCAUUUUACAGUAUGUGGUGUCUCCAUGGACAUAUUUCCCCACUUGUUCUGAAUGAAAUAUGUGUGUGUGUGUGUGUGUGUGUGUGUGUGUGUGUGUGUGUGUGUGUGUGUGUGUGUGUGUGUGUGUGUGUGUGUGUGUGUGUGCGCGUGUGUGUGUGUGUGCGUGUGUGCGUGCGUGCAUGUGUGUUGGAUAGAAACAAACAUUUCAUGUAAAAUUUGAAGUUCUCUCAAGUACUAAAAACUAUCUGUGCAUACAUGAGUCACAUAUAACAGUCCAGAAAAAUCUAAUUUUUCUAGUGUAUUUGAUUGUAGUUGUAGCAUUGAAAGGUACGUAAAAUGACAUGCAUAGUAGGACACAAUAUGGAACAGUAUAAGAAUGUAAUAUAGUAAGAUUACAAGAGAACUUCAUGAAAUACUCAAAGACAAUUAAGUAACCAAACACUAGUCUCUGCAGAAGUUAGUUGAAGGUCAAACCUAAGUAAUAACUGGUUUGUUGUAAUGCAUAGAACUCUGUGAGCAAGACCAAAUUAGGACUGCAAUUUGAAUGCCAAACAUAUAAGCUGUAAUAUGUGUUUAUAAAAAGAAAUGUAGAUAAGCAUAAAUAGGGCUGUGCAUGCAGUAUUGAUCAUGUAUCCUGAAUGAUCAGGAUUUUUACCAUAUUUUAUAUUGUACUUUACUGAAGAGUUAUUCAAGUAAAGUUCUUCAGAAGCUCAAGGAUUUAGGUUAUGAUACAUUAUUGUUAAGUUUCCUAGUUUUCAUGGUUUUGAUAAGUAGACUUUGAAUUAUUUUUGAGACUUGUUAUAAGGGGAAAAGGUGACAAAUUUGGAAUACAGUCUGCAAUAAGUCAUGAAUGAUGUGUACCAUUUUUAAUAUACUUUACUGAAGAAUAAUCCAUAUUAAGUUCUUCAGAAGCUCAAGGAUUUAGGUUAUGAUACACCUAUCAUAAGUAUGGUUAAGUUUCCUAUGGUUUUAAUAAGUAGACUGAUUUAUUAUUUUUUAAGACCUGUCACAAACAAAAUGAAAAAUUUGGGAUUCAGUUUGCAAUGUCACAAAUAAAUGAUUUUAUUUUUGUUGUUUUUUCUCAGGCUUUUAUGGUAGUUAUCUAUAUGGUCAUUAUUUUUAGUUCCAGGAAUUAAAGCAAUUAUUGUUUCAACAGGGACUUGCAAAUACCAAUGCCAAGUGUAGAGGAAGAGUCUCCUUAAGAAAGUGUAAAGGAAGAGUCUCCUUUAGGAUAUAUAGCUUGCCUUUGAAUAUAAAACUACUGUUUCCAGUGCUAUCUUGUCAAAAGAUUCAGGUUAUUUUAUUCUGAAGAUGUUAUUGGUUGUGGCAAUAAUUGUAAUUGUAUUUAGUGAAGUAAAGACUUUAUACAUUA
Penaeus monodon (black tiger shrimp) is the source of this 3895-nucleotide messenger RNA. RefSeq names its product acetyl-CoA acetyltransferase, cytosolic-like (gene Acat2). The transcript is spliced from 8 exons. The record is from RefSeq and is a predicted model, not a curated record. Gene Ontology annotation, biological process: fatty acid beta-oxidation. NCBI's taxonomy places the organism in Eukaryota, Metazoa, Arthropoda, Malacostraca, Decapoda, Penaeidae. Gene Ontology annotation, molecular function: acetyl-CoA C-acetyltransferase activity. The coding region runs from base 154 to 1326 and encodes 390 amino acids.